Messenger RNA from Cetraspora pellucida, 141 nucleotides. Lineage: Eukaryota; Fungi; Glomeromycota; Glomeromycetes; Diversisporales; Gigasporaceae. The record is from the annotation of a GenBank genome assembly.
AUGGUGAAUCGUCAUCCAAUUACUCUGGGUCAUGGUGUCAACGGUUUUUGUGGGGCGUUUCAGGGGUCAUCUCGUGAUGGUUUUCCUAAGGUCCCAGAUGAAUUUUGUGACUUUAGUAACUUUAGUGCUCUUAGUGAAUAG